Messenger RNA from Myxocyprinus asiaticus (Chinese sucker), 1976 nucleotides. It is a transcript of the gene cldn10b, whose product is annotated as claudin 10b. Bases 1 to 717 code for a protein of 238 amino acids. Gene Ontology annotation, cellular component: bicellular tight junction; plasma membrane. Gene Ontology annotation, biological process: cell adhesion; bicellular tight junction assembly. The record is from RefSeq and is a predicted model, not a curated record. Gene Ontology annotation, molecular function: structural molecule activity. Lineage: Eukaryota; Metazoa; Chordata; Actinopteri; Cypriniformes; Catostomidae. The transcript is spliced from 5 exons.
AUGGUGAGAGAGAUCCUGGCAUUUAUACUCACUACCUCUGGCUGGGUGCUGGUGUCCUCCACUUUACCUACAGACUACUGGAAGGUGUCUUCAAUCGAUGGCACAGUGAUCACCACGGCAACAUUCUGGUCCAACCUGUGGAAAACAUGUGUGACUGAUUCCACUGGUGUCUCCAACUGCAAAGAUUUCCCUUCAAUGCUCGCUCUGGACGGUUAUAUCCAGGUGUGUCGGGGUUUAAUGAUCUCAUCUGUUUGUCUUGGUUUCUUUGGAUCUAUUUUUGCUCUGAUUGGCAUGAAAUGUACAAAGAUUGGAGGACUUGAUCAAACCAAAGCCAGAAUCGUCUGCUUUGCUGGACUCAACUUUAUUUUUACUGGUCUGUGUUCUCUCAGUGCCUGCUCCCUGUACGCUCACAGAAUCACAUCAGAGUUUUUUGACCCUUUUUUUGUUGAACAAAAGUAUGAAUUGGGAGCCGCACUGUUCAUCGGAUGGGCAGGAUCAACACUCUGUAUCUUAGGCGGGCUGAUUUUUUGCCUGUCACUGUCUGAUAGCAUGAACAGAAGCAGUUCAUAUCAGUCGGACAGAAGAGCUUUUGUCAACAGUGGAGCAUCUUUAAUGUCAGUACAAGCGGUUCCUCAGAGUCAGUCCUCACACGUCAGGAGACCUCCACCAGAUUACAGCAGAACCUCAAAACACUUCGACAAAAACGCCUAUGUAUAACACCUACACAUACAUACACACACUGCUGUCUUCACUUAUUCAUGUUGGAUUUCAAAAAGGAGUUUUGCAGUUAUUUGAUUACCUUUAAAUGGCCAAGAAUCAUUACUUUUUGUUGUGUAUCAGAUGUUUCACCUGACUCUAGUGGCUGUAAUUAAACGUUUUGGUCAGGAUUAUGAUUUGAGCAUUAGGUAAUAUUCAAGACUCUAGGGCAGUGCUUCUCAACUAAUUUUGUUUUAGGCCCCAGAUUUUACAAUGGACAUCAUGUAGUGGCUCAACACAGUACCAAAAUCUCACAAAAGUAAACAAAAAUGUAUUUUUACUGAAUAUUAGUCUAAAUAGGAAAACUGACAAUUCUGUAAAUGUAUAAGUAGCAGAAGUGUAAUGUACCAGCCUAACAUAAGGAAAAACACUGUGGCAGAAACUGUAUUAUUUGGAUAGUUGCAUUUUAUUAUUUGCAUUUAGCAUUGUUAGAUAGUUGAGAACCACUGAUCUAAAGCACAUCUAAUGCAAAUUCAGCACCAUGUUUAUGUUUACACAGCAGCAUUGCAUGAGAUUAUGUAAUCUGUUGAUAUUUUAUUUCUUUUGGACUAGUGUGGGUGAUUUAUUUUAAUUAAUCACAGGAUAUUGUGGUUGAGCAGGAUUCUAUUUUGAGUUGAUACAUUCCUGCGGUACUGUGCAGCAAUACUAUUUUGAAAUAGGCCAGACCCAAAUGUGCGUAGAUACUAUCAGCUAAAAGUGACUGGUAAAGAUAUCAUAAGCAGUAGUACAGUAGUUACUACAGUCCUCUAAUCUGAUUUGAGAAGUGGUGGACGGUGAACAUUCAAGGCAGCGAAAAAGUUCAAGUGUUUUUGCACUGGGGCCCAUAAGAUCCUGAUUACAACACGGCUAAAUUAUGCUUUACAAUUCUAUACAGAUUUUAAUUUCAAUAUAGCUAGAAUUUUGAAUAAAGAUAACCUUGUUUUGCUACCAAUCCAUUAAUGUGAAAAAAUGCCUUUUUUUCUUUCUUUUUUUCCAUUUUUAAUAAAUAUGCUAUAUUCUGAUAUAACUUGGUUGUUAAUGUAUUGAUGAUUGAUCUUGAAAAAAAAAAAAUCAAUCUAAUAAAAUAUGUGUCUAACACAUGAGAGUGUGGAUAUCUGGGUGUGGAUGUCAGGGUUUGGGAUUGUCAAGGUGGACUGUGCUACACUGUGCAUAAAUAAAACUGAUUGGUCUAUGCAUCAUUGAAAUUGUUAUAAUACACGACACAAUAUACUCUCAGGAUU